This is a messenger RNA of Corvus hawaiiensis (hawaiian crow), 8654 nucleotides long. RefSeq names its product NIMA related kinase 7 (gene NEK7). Bases 137 to 1045 code for a protein of 302 amino acids. The record is from RefSeq and is a predicted model, not a curated record. Gene Ontology annotation, molecular function: protein kinase activity; ATP binding. The transcript is spliced from 10 exons. Gene Ontology annotation, biological process: protein phosphorylation. NCBI's taxonomy places the organism in Eukaryota, Metazoa, Chordata, Aves, Passeriformes, Corvidae.
GCGCCCGCCGCCGGCGCGGCCCCGGGCCCGAGGCGCCGGAGAAGCCGGGGAGGAGGGGCGGCCGGUCCCGGUCCCUCGUGUCAGGAGCAGGCGGAGCCAGGCUGCCCGGACAUAAGGGACGUUGUUGUGUGAUAGAAUGGAUGAACAAUCACAAGGGAUGCAGGGGCCUACUGCUCCACCAUUUCAGCCACAGAAAGCCUUACGACCUGACAUGGGCUAUAAUACACUUGCCAAUUUCCGAAUAGAGAAGAAGAUUGGCCGUGGGCAGUUCAGUGAAGUUUACAGAGCAACUUGCCUGCUGGAUGGGGUACCAGUGGCUCUGAAGAAGGUUCAGAUAUUUGAUUUAAUGGAUGCCAAAGCCCGUGCUGACUGCAUCAAAGAAAUAGAUCUUCUUAAGCAACUGAAUCAUCCAAAUGUAAUCAAGUAUUAUGCCUCAUUCAUUGAAGACAAUGAACUGAACAUAGUGUUGGAAUUAGCAGAUGCUGGAGAUCUCUCUAGAAUGAUAAAGCAUUUUAAGAAACAGAAGAGGUUGAUUCCUGAAAGAACAGUUUGGAAGUACUUUGUUCAGCUUUGCAGUGCCUUGGAACAUAUGCAUUCUCGUCGUGUUAUGCAUAGAGAUAUAAAGCCAGCAAAUGUGUUCAUUACAGCUACAGGAGUAGUAAAGCUUGGAGACCUUGGACUUGGUCGAUUUUUCAGCUCCAAAACCACAGCUGCACAUUCUUUAGUUGGUACACCUUAUUAUAUGUCUCCAGAGAGAAUACAUGAAAAUGGUUACAACUUCAAGUCUGACAUCUGGUCUCUAGGCUGUCUGCUGUAUGAGAUGGCUGCACUGCAGAGUCCCUUUUAUGGUGAUAAAAUGAACUUGUACUCCCUGUGCAAGAAGAUAGAACAGUGUGACUACCCACCUCUCCCUUCAGAUCACUAUUCAGAGGAACUGCGACAAUUAGUUAAUAUGUGCAUCAACCCGGAUCCGGAGAAGCGCCCAGACAUCACCUACGUGUACGAUGUAGCGAAACGUAUGCACGCACACACUGCCAGCAGCUAAGCAGCCUCAGAGCCGGAGCAAGGAGCAGCAACAACCAAGUGCUUUAAAUAAAUCAUCCCACCUCUCCGUGUGUGGUACACAAAUGUAAUUAUUUGAAGCCUACUGUUGUGCUUUGAAUUGUAAACCAAUCUAUAUACAAGCUUUGUUGUUUUCUGUUUAUUCCUGGGUUUUGUAUUUUUUACUAACUUGCAGUUGUACAACAGGUUUAAAUAUGUAAAGCUUAAUUUUAAGAUGCCAUGAACUGCUGUUUCCAUGUUAGUGGGUUCAAGUAUACUUCUGUAAUAACAAAAUUGUAUUCAGUUGGGCCUCAGUUCUAAAACACAGUUGCACUUUUGCACAUGAUACAGAUAUUAGGCUUGUUAUCAAGAAGCAAAAUGUCUGGAUCUCUCACCUUUUUAGUAAUUUAUGGAAAGUAUGAAUCAGCACAGUUUAUUUUAAUCUUUCUUCCAAAAGGAACAUAAUUAUUACAGGAGCUUAUUGUAUUUUAUAUUGAAUCGUAGUUCGCAGUUCCUGCUGUAAGAGUAGACAAGUGAUAGAAUUAGUUCUCUGCUUGCCAAAUGCAGUGGAAAAAUAGUUUCAGGAAAAAUUGUCAUGAUUAAAUUUUUGUAACAUCCCUUUUUGUUUUGUUAUUCUCUCAUAAUACACAUAAAACAUUUGCUGGAGGUUUUCUGGGAAAAUUUAAGGUGUUGAUUCAGCAAUCGGGUAGUUUUCAAUAGACUUGUGCAGCACUGCCCUGGGGCAAUGGGAGUCUGCAUAGUUCAGUCUUAAAACUAUGCAGAUGCUUCUUGUAGCAAAUAGGUUCUUUUGAGGCUGUCAUUUGAGCAGGUCUGAUUAAAAGAUGUGAGCUUUAAGUUACAACUUCCCAACUCUUUGUGUAUAUGUCACUGUUUGUAGAUUUUUGUGUUUAAAAUAAUUUGAGUGACCUUACAGUAUAUUUAAAUUUUAAUUUUUUUUUUCUAAAUACAGAAAUCUUUUGGCAAAGAUAUAAUAGUCUAGUAUAACACAGACUGUAUUCUACGUAAAGAUACGAUUUUUGUAUUCUGUAUCCUGAGACUUAGUUUUAUAUUUAGCAGAAGUAAAUUAUGGCUUUUAUGUUUAAGAGAAAGUUGCCACGCCUUAAUUUGGGAAAUAAUUAAUAUACACAAACUGUCUUACAGAUACUUUAUUAGUUGAAAAGGAAAUGCUGAAUAUUUUUGUUAUACCUUAGUGCCUUUUGGGAUAUGCUUAUAUAAUAUUUUCAUUGUUAAGGAAGGAAUGUGUGUUGUUUUUAAAUGUGGUAAAAAUGGAGAGUGAAAUGAAAUUUCUUGAGUUUCAAGACUGAACUUUUUUUACAGAACUGUCAAAACGUAAUUAUUAUCAGUGAUAGUAGCUAAGGAGCUGUUACUGUCAGUUAAGUCUUUUUCUUUAUGUGAGUAAAAAGUUAGUUGAAAUAAAAGCAGCAGUAUGUACAUACACAUAUAGGUUCUAGAUGCAGUCACAUCCCUGCAUGCUCAGAUUUUUUUUUUUUGCUUGUUUGUUUUUCUGUGCAGCUGUAAUUUUUAUUUGAUAUAAGUCUCAAAGAGUAAAAAUCCAUCUGUGGAGUUUGUGUUCAAGGCAGGUCAGGGUUGUUUUCAGUUUUGUAUUUUUUAGAACUACAAAUACUAUGAAAAUUGUGUUUGGUAAAAAAAUGGGAGUUUCUAAAUGGUAUAUGUGCCAGAUCACCAGCUUAUCUUAAUACAUUUUUUUUAAAUUUUUGCUUCCAGAUCCUGUAGGACAAAUUCUAUGAAACCGUAGUUUUCCUUCCCACUUCUGUGUGCACUUAAUCUUAUAGGACUUCAGUGGAACAAUUUGUUGGAAAGAAGUAUUUGAGAAACUUUGGUUUGUGUUUAGCAACCUCCAUAGAUUUGUUUUCAUUUAUUAAAUGGUUAUAUAAUUUAAAACAUGAUUGUUAUAUUCUAUAAAAAUGUUUCAUAUGUCAUAGAAUGAAAUUUUUGUAUUGGAAAAGGCAGCACAAUAUUUGCUUGACUGCCAGAAUUAGCUCUAAAUAUGCACAAGUACUCAAUUUUUUUUCUGAAAUGUGCUGGAACAUUUAAAAAUCACUGAAACACCCCCACAAACCCUAUGCAGGCUGUUUGUAUCUAAUAUUAUGCAUAAAGUAUUGAAUGUUUUCUGAAAGAAACUGCUGAUAGAAAUCCCUCCCCUGGAAGGGAAUGUUGAGUAAAAGAAUCAUGAGUUAAGAGUUAGCAACUGAGCAUACUUAAGCGUUUAAGUUUUUUUAGCAGUGUGAGGGUUUUUUUAGUAUUUAUGAUUAAAUCUUGUGCUGAGAAAAAGAAAUAGUGGUUCCUGAUUUAAAAUCUGUGGAAUGAAUGGUGCAGAUAACUCUGGUACCAAACUCUGUAAUUAAAAAGCCAAUGUGGGUUAAUAGAAUUUGCGUACAUAUGUGGGGAUUGUAGAAUCUCUCCCUAAAGUAAAGUACCUGGUAACAUACAAAAAUGAUAAGUCUGUUAUAACACUCCAGUGUAUGCUAUGUGCUUAUAAAAUAUUUUCUUUAUAAACCACCAUUCAAUUUUUCCUAUGUUGAUGAUGACAUUUAGCACUAUUUGUUUUAAGCUACGGCAUUAUGUGUUUAUUUGCUUUAAAGAGAACAUGUUACAUUUCUACCCCAAAUGUACCCAAAUGGCUCCUCCUUUUAUCUCAGUAAUGCUCCAGUAUUAACUUGAGUCAGGAGUGAACUUUGUGCUUUACAUUGCAUAAAACCUCCUUUGUCUUGAAAGCUCCCCUGCUGUUCAGUAGUCCAGUAGAAAUAAAACAUACAGAUAUUAAAUAUAAUGUAAAAAUUAUAUUGCAUCUAUGAUAUUUUUUCAAACUUUUCCUUUUUAGAGAGAGAGAGAUAGAUUACAAUAGAUGCUACCUAUCUUGUGGACAACUUACUGCUUCCAGUAGUUGAUUCUAGGUGAGAUUUCUUGACUGUAACAAAAGACAGUACAUUAAAAAAAAAUUAUUUUUGCAUUAUUUAUUAAAGAAUUAUCUAAAAUACUACAUCCAAUACAUUGUGUGUUUUAAACUAAGAUUUAAAACUAAAUUUAAAAUUAUUUUCAAGCCAUAUGAGAAGAUGUGAUAAAGCAUAAAAAUAACAAAGAGCUCCCAUUAUGGCCCCGGUCCUGUGAGCUCUUGUUUAUAUUUAGGCUGGUUUUUCUGUAAUUUCAGUAAUUUUGAGUGAACCACAUCUACACACACGAAUAAACAGUAAUCAGUAGGGCAGAUAGAAAUGAUGUGCUCAGCUCACUUCUUGUACUCUCUGCAUGUCACUGGUUUGGUAGCAGGGAAUAAUGUGGGUUUUUUCCCUGUUCUGUUGCACUCCUAAUGAUCCAGCUCCCAAAUGUAUGAGCAGGCAAUAGAAGUGUGUUGUCUUUUUGUAAUGAGCAGAAACUUUAAAAACAUGCCAGUAUAGCAGAAGAUGAAAUGCAGUAUUAGAAGUGUCUGAGAAGGCUGGUGUUUUAUUCAUGCUCAUGAUUAAGAAAGCCGUAGAGUGAAAUUCUUGACAGAGGCUUGGAAAUGGAGAAGAACUUUUAUGCCAGUGGUUCUCAGAUACCUCUGAAUGGGACCCAAAAUCGCAGUGAUGUUUGUUUGAAGCAAUCUGUUUGCUUAAUCUCUUCUCUUUGCUAUUAUGCAGAGUGGUGAGAAUCUUAACAGCUGACUUGAAUGCUGGUGAAUGCUGCAUUGGCUGUGUGAGCUGGUAGGAACAGGAGGUGAUGUGAGGGAGAGUCAGUGAAGGCCUUCAGGUCUUGUUUUGUGAAGACAUAAAGGUCUGGAUGGCAGAGGUCAAAUCACUGUUUUUCCAUAAGUUUUAGUAGUGUUUAAUAGUCUUUAUCUACUUCAACAGUCAACAUUUUCCCUACUCAGCUGUAUCCCCACAUUAUCUAACCAGUGUCAGUGUUGGUCUUACGAAUUUCUGGUCUCUGGCUUGGUCUGGAUGAGUAAAUCUUUCUGGCAAGGAGGGAAAUAGAGGUGCCAACCCUGCCUCGUGGGGUGCUACUUAUGUUUCUGAACAUGACUCAACUAUAGAUGUUUAGGGUUGUUUUUCAAACUUUAUUCUGUUCUCUGAACCUUUAUGCCCUUCUCUGGUGCUUUUAAAAAAGUGUUUUCCAUUCCUAUUCACUGCUAAAGUUCUAUGACUGCUGUUUUCUGCUUCUGCCUUGUCAGUCCUGUUGUUAGCCCUACCCUCUUCCUGAUUUGAAGUCCUCUGUGUCUAGUUUUCCUAGUGGUCAUUAGUUUGCAUCUUUCUUUGUGACUUUGCUAAAAUCAACCCAUUUUUAUCUUCUCAAAUUUUAUCCCUCCCCAUGGGCAAGCCCAGUUCUUCUCCCCUGAUCAGUACUUAACUCCAUUGUUCUUCAUUCUGUUUUUCCAGCCCAAUGCCUGCGAUUUCUCAUUUUAGACGGAUUUUCUCACUGCUUCAAUCAUUCCCAUGACCUUGUCUUUACUAAAUACUGUUCACUUUAUUAUCUCUCAUUUCUAAAUUCCCUUUCUCUGAUCACUACCUGCUCUGUUUCAGCUUAUCUGUCUUUCUCUCUCCUCUACCCUGUCACUCACUCCUUUUGGGAUCUCCAGUCUAUUAACCUUUUUGACUCCCUCAUCUUUACCGCUGCCUCCUUCCUUCACUGGCCUCACUUCUUUUGACUCACUGGUCUCUAUUUUUAUCUGUCUGCUUCUCUGUACAUGGUUUCUUUGGCUGCUUCUCACAUUGCCCUGUCUCCAUUCCUCCCUUCAGACAUAUUCUCUUGUAAUUUCUUAAUUUCCAUUCCAGCCUUUCUGAAUGUCUGAAGAGUGUGUCAGCACAACACAGCUUCAGAUUCAGCUUUGCCUUACCUGCUUUAGUCCUCUUCCCAAAUGGACUUUUUAACCACUUUUAUCUCACCUUUUUUUUUUUCCUUGUUGAGCUUGCUUGAAGAUUUGCUGUUCAUUUUAGUUCUCCAUUCAUUCUUGAUACAAAAUCUUCAAUCCUGAUUUUUUUGCCUGACAAGAUCCUCUUCAAAGUUGUUUUUUAUUCUCAGGAUCUGUUUCUGAACUGCGCUUUUCUGUCCCUUAACUAUACACAUUUUUCCAUUUUUAUUUCUGUAUCUUUUAUGCCUCAUUCUUUUCCUUGAAUUACUUCUUCCUUCACUAGCAACCAAGUUUCUCUUUCAUCUGUCUUUAAGGGGGUGGCACCCAUCAUCCUCACUGUUUCUGGUUUUUAGUACUUUGCCCUUUUUUCCUCCCUCUCAUCUAAUUUCAUUUUCCUGAACACCCUCUUGCCAGUUUGUUUUUGGAUUUUUUUAUGUUACACUUUAUUUCAAUGCCCCAAAAAUCCAGUGCUUCUCCCCCCUAGUCCAGUUCUCCCAUGGUUCUAUCUCCAGAUUAUUCCUUUAGUAUCCAGCCAGCCUCAGACCUGUUCAGAUUCAAAGAUAUAAUUUUUUAUUUCUGACUCCCUCUCGACUAUUUUCUAACAUCUGUGACAAUUUUGCUUGCCUGUUUUCCAAGGCCACAACCUUUCUAUCUCUGACACUUCUCCCAUGCCUGCGUAUCAAGUGUCUCAGAGUUAGAUGUACCAGAAUCCAGCCCUCUUCACUAUCUGUUCUUUCUUAUCUUUUAUCUUCACUGAUUUAACCUCUAUGUCAUUUUGACUUCUUUUCUCCCUUCAAAGUACCAAAACUGACGGGACUAAACUGUCACUGGGCUUUCACUGUUUUGUGUGCUGAAGAAGGAACUCCACGAAAUUACUACUUGUUUUGUGUUUUAAAGAGACCUGAAUCCCACAAAUCUGGUCUUAUUUCAGUACUGUAGAGUUGGAAAAGGUUGUUUCUCCAAGUACUUCGAAAGUCCUUGAAUUUGGGCCUUGUGUUUUCUGUCAUUUCAGAUAAAGAGAUGUUUCCCUUAAUUGCUUUGUAUUUCUGUGUAACUGUCUUGUCUUGUUCCUGCACGUACAGCUAACGGUUGUUUUCUUAUGAUAGCAACUUGAUUUCAGUGCUUUUAAUUAUUGCUUGAAAUAAGAACGUGACUAAGAGCUUCCCUGGCUGGACCCAGUGUUGGGCACAAUGCUUCCCUCUGUUCCUGUGCCACCCAGACUCUCCAGGUGUAGGACUGAGCUCAGUACUCUGCUGCUUCUCUACCCAUGCUGCCCUAAUACAAAGCCAAACCAAGCCUGCCUCUGUGGUGGGUGCAUGAUCUGACUUCACACUUCCAGCAGGCUUUCAGAGGUGGAAGGUUGUGUGUUUGCAGAGAUUCACUGUUGGUCAAAUUGUCUGACCUUUGACUGUUCAUAGUUAUCCUCAGUUAUGUUGAGAUGGAGAAACAAAAAUCUCUGUAAAACUGCGAAGUUUGGUGUUUUGGAACUGGGGGGUGUAGAGCUGAAUGUUGGACUUGGUGUGGUUAUACACACAUUUAUUGACUUUUUAUUUGCACCAGAGUAAUUAUUUUGUUUUAGAGGAUCAGUUGUUUGCUGGCACAAAAAAAAUUUCUAGUACUUUUCAGGUUUUAUAUUUAUUCCUUGUUGCUUGUUUGUAUCACAUUAUGCAGCUAGUUCUUCUACUGCUUCCUCUGUGAUGGGUGUAGGCCUUACAUCGUUUGUCUAAUUGCAAUUUUCUGUCAUACGGAAUUAAAAAUAUGAAAUUACAGGUACAUUCAGUCUUUCCUGCUAGUUCCACUUGCUUUUCAUUUAAACCCUAGCAAUAGAAAGAGGUCUCAAGCAGGAAGAUAAAACAGAUGUUUUGGGGUUCCUUACUUCUUUUCCAGCUCCCAGCCCCUCGUUCUCUGGCUUCCCUGAGACACUUGCAGGGAAUAUAGCACUGCCAGUGUAUCGAGGGCCAAUAGAAACUUUCUCAGUGUGGACAGGAAAUCUCCCAGUUCAAAAUGACUAGAAAUAUAUUUGGUAUUGCUAUACAGCAGGUAAUUGCAAAUGUGUAAAGAACAAUUUAAAAAAAUCUGCUGUUAUGAAAAGAAUUUUAAAUCACACAAAGGCCUUUUGUUGUGGUGUUGGUAUUCUUCUGUACUCUCAAUUUGCUGUUUGUUUCUUUGAUUUCAGUCAUGCUGGACUGUUGUAAAGAUGAUCAUUAAAGAUGAGUAUUGUUUUUCUGUUGGGAGCGAGGAAAACAGGAGGCAUUCACUGAUUUGUUUGGAUUUGGCUGCUGAUCGUGCUUGAAGCAAAUUUUAUAAUCAUUCAGAUUGGAAAGGACCUUGAGAGAAGUCUCUAGUCCACCUUCCUGCUGAGAGCAGGGUCAGUGCUGAGUUCAGAGCAGAGCUUAGGGCUUCAGCAAGAUUUAGGAUACCUGUGGGAAGGGCGCUUGUGCCGCUUCUGUGGGCAGCCUGCUCCAGUGCCUCACUGUAAACCUUGUUUGCCUUGCGUGCAGUCAGAAACUCCUCAGUUACAAGUUACGGGCCAUUCUUUGUUCUUCUGCCACUCCUCAAAUGUUCUUUAUAUUGCAGAAAAGGUAAGUCAGGUGUUGGGACAAAGAGAGAAGUUAGGAUGUUUUAUUUUUUGAAAACUUGUUGUUGCUAACAAAUAUGUUCAUGUAGUACUUCUGCAUCCUGUAUGACGUGUACACCGUAUUCGUUUGCAACUCGAGUGUAAAAUAAAACUUUUGGCAGUAAAACUUGA